Molecule: messenger RNA, 570 nt
Organism: Alternaria postmessia
Lineage: Eukaryota; Fungi; Ascomycota; Dothideomycetes; Pleosporales; Pleosporaceae
Exons: 2
Coding region: 1-570 (189 amino acids)
Source: RefSeq, a predicted model, not a curated record
AUGCUCUUCAACGCAUUGACAGUUCUUUCUAUCAUCGCAAGCGUCCAUGCCGCAGGUCGUGCGAUCGUUACCAACCAAUGCCCCGAGCCCAUCUAUCUCUGGUCCGUUGGUGGUAGCAUAAGUGACCAACACAUCGUCAAUCCUGCCACAUCCUACAGUGAAUCCUUCGUCACUGACCCGAAAUCUGGAGGCAUUGCGAUCAAGAUAUCACCAAUCGAAGGCGGUAUUUUCAAGCCAAACGUCAGCCAAACGAUCUUCGCGUACAACCUCGACGUCAACCAGAUCUGGUACGAUAUGAGCGACAUUUUCGGCGACGGCUUUGCCGGAAGUACCAUGACCCUCAAGCCGACGGAUUCAACGUGUGAGAGCAUCGUGUGGGCGUAUGGAAAGCCGCCCGCUGGUAGUCAGGUCAAGAACUGUGGAGCUGAGACGGAUCUUGAGCUGACAUUUUGUACCAACCAGUGCUUGCCGAGUUGGUCUCCUUGUGGAAGAAACGCGCCGCCGGGUGAGACGAGGACGUGCUGCACGCAUUGUAUUGGCGAUCACCACUGUGUUGCUGCACCCAAUUAG